Zonotrichia albicollis (white-throated sparrow) is the source of this 3224-nucleotide messenger RNA. The record is from RefSeq and is a predicted model, not a curated record. NCBI's taxonomy places the organism in Eukaryota, Metazoa, Chordata, Aves, Passeriformes, Passerellidae.
CUGCCGUGUGGUGCUCCUAACACGCUGGGGAAUAUCAUCACUUACCUGGAUUGCAGCGCAAAAUGGCCCAAGAGAAGCUUACGUCAGCAUUCAUUACCUACCAGCUCCUCCCAAUGUGUAGUAAGAAGUCACCAGACUAUUGAGUGACUUGAAGUUUCAGAAAACAUUCGCGAAGAGCAGAUUGUAAGCUCUUUGUUAAAUUCACAUUAUGUUUCUUACACGCUGUGUGUUUGAGGUUCUGUGUGAUUUGCGAGGUCUCUGGAUGAGCUGUGCGGUGGCACAGGGUCUGUCAUGGCUGUGCCAGUGCCCCCAGCAUUCCUGCAGCAGGGUCCUGUGCUCCUCGCCCACCCCGAGGAAAGGGAGCCUGCUGGGAGAGCCUCUGGGGCUCAGGCUGCAUCAUGCUCGAAGGUUUGAGCUGCUUUGGGAGUGAAGAGGGUUUGCUUUGCUCUGUGUGCUGGAUGCGUGUCCAGCACGCUGGUGCUAAAGCAGAGCUCUCUCCUGUUUGGUUCUUCAGCAAUAGUAUUUGCACCACUGCUGGUGGCUAGCGCCUGUUUUGGACUCCUCAAGUAGUCUGGCUGUUCAUGUAACAUUAUUAUUAUUUACUUAGGGCCCAGACUUGCUCUUUUUUAUUGCCUGCAGCACGAUGUUUGUUCAGACUGGGCAUUGUGAAGUGUAAACCCAAUUCCACUGGCACCAGUACUCACCUCUGCCUUUUCUAGAAGCAGAGCAGUCCAUGAUGCCUGAGGUGCGAGACCUCUCGGAUGCCUUGCCCGAGCUGCCGAUGGAUCCCAUCACCGGCGUGGGCGUGCUGGCGUCCCGCAGCCGAGCACCCACUGGAUAUGACGUUGUUGCACAAACAGCAGAUGGCUUGGAUGCUGACCUGUGGAAAGAUGGCUUGUUUAAAUCCAAGGUCACACGGUACCUGUGCUUCACCAGAUCAUUUUCGAAAGAGAAUAGUCAUUUAGGCAACGUCUUGGUCGACAUGAAGCUCAUUGAUAUCAAGGACACCUUACCCGUAGGCUUCAUGCCCAUCCAGGAGACCAUUGAUACACAAGAAGUAGCUUUCAGAAAGAAGAGGCUGUGCAUUAAAUUCAUCCCUCGGGAUUCUACAGAGGCAGCGAUCUGCGAUAUCCGAAUCCUGGGGAGGUCCAAGCAAGCCCCUCCUCAGUACACGUUCAUUGGGGAGCUGAACAGCAUGGGUAUCUGGUACCGCAUGGGCAGAGUGCCGCGCAACCACGACUCGGCGCAGCCUGCGGCGCCUCCCGCCCAAGCGCCCGCCCCAGCGCCCGCUCCCAGCCUGCCAAGGCACAUCUCGCUGACGCUGCCGGCCAGCUUUCGGGGCAAGAGCCACAGCAGCCGCCUGGACCUGGAGCACCAGCACUCCAACCUGUACGCCAUCUCAGCAAUGGAUGGAGUGCCUUUCAUGAUUUCGGAGAAGUUUGCCUGUGCUCCUGAAGGGAUGCAGCCGGUUGAUCUCUUGGGUAUCACAAUCAAAACCCUUGCAGAAAUUGAAAAGGAGAUCCACCCUCUUGUGCCUGAAAGUUUUGUCCGAGUACAAGAAGAUGGUCAGGCCCAGUUGGCAGGGGUUUUGCAGGCGCCCCGUGGGGCUGCAGUGGCUGCAGUGGUGGAUCUGAGGAUGCUGCCUGACAGGGCCAGUGGCUGACAGAUGCACCCACUGCCUCAGGCACUGCAGUCUGCCACGUGGCACACAUGCCACCCCUCUGUUUGGGACUGGCAGUGUCUGUCAGGAGGGACCCUCAGAGCAGGGGGUGCCCAGGGCUGGCAGCCCUUCCCCGUGCCUGGCUGCUGUCCCGUUCCUGCGCUGAGCUGGCCAGGGAGCAGAUGGUCCCUUUGGCCAUGGGGAAUCCGUGUAGUGCUGAAUUUGCUUCUGCAUCAUCUCUGUGCGUUGCCUGGUGUGGGAGAGGUCUGGCAGCCUGGGCUGCACAGCCCUGCUUGUGCCCUCGCAGGCCUGUGGAGAGUGGGGACACCAGCGCUGCAAUCAUUUCUGUGGGCAGCAGGGAGAGGCCAAGACCUGCCUGCUCUCCCACAGCUCCUGCUCUGUAGCAGGCUGUGUGCGUUCCAGCGUAAUGAAAAGUAUGAUUAUGCAGCCCAUAUUCCUUGAUGAAGCAUCUUGUCUGCACAUAGAGAGCUACACAUAUAAAUAUUGUGAAUUUCGGCAUGGCUUUAUUUCCCUUGCAAGCAAUAGCACUAUUACAGCAAAUCUUCUGGAUAUCCAAAGCAGCCAGAACAUUCUCCCUGGAGCAAGAUGCCUUGCAAAAAAUAUUCCCAAAGAAUUCUAAGAAUUACUGUUCUCUGUCACCACAUUUGCAGAUGUAUGCACCCAUCCUCCAAGCUGCAGGCAGCUGACUUUCAGGACUCUACCCUGUCAGGAAAAUGAUGGAAAUAGAUGCAAAUCCUGGACUGCACCUGAACUGCUCGUGUUGCCCCAGGAUGGCACAGCUGUGCCCGGGGGUGUGCUCAGAGAGCUGGGCUAUGAAGAGGUGGUGAGGUGCAGGUGUAAGCAGCACGUGCCAUCACUUCAUGGCUAAUUUGGUGGAUGUAGGACAGGCAGUGCUGCAGCCAGCCUCCCAGCAGGGCUCUGUGGGUUUGUCCUUUACCCCUGCCUGCCCUGGGUAGGGUAGAGCCACUGAGCAGGCGCCUGGGCAGGUGCAGGUGGCAGCCAGGGUGGUGGCACUGUCCCUGUUCCAGCUCUGUGGUGGAUGCUGUGCAGUGAGGGCAGCGGUCUGGCCGCUGGCAGGGUGCACCCUGUCUUCAUUUGCGCUUGGCGUGGUGUAAAAAGUCUAGAGAGAGUCUAAUUAGUAAAGGGAGCAUCCAAUAUUCAUCAUUCCUUUUAAAGUGAUAAGGAAGGCAGUUCAUUUAACCACUGAAUUGCUACAAGUUUUCAUGGGCUCCUUUUUGCAAAUAUAUUUAAUGAAGAAGUUGUAAAUCUAGAAGAGCUUAAAAUUUUAAUUUUACACAGAAAUAUUUUUCCUUGUUUGCAUGUUUGUAGUCAAUUCUCCUGAGUGCAGUCACAUGAAAUGUUCUUUAAAUGAACAUAUUUGCUAACUGGCAUGAUUUCAGAUUUUAAAACAUUGGUUCCAGCAAUUAGGAGUUUCCUCAGUUCCCCAAUGACUGGAGAGAUUCGUCUUGAUUAUAAUUGCUCUUAGCCACGCAUAUCUAAUUUGUGUCUUUUUAAGUGUUAAUUAGUAAACAGUUUGAGCUGA